Molecule: messenger RNA, 1274 nt
Organism: Homalodisca vitripennis (glassy-winged sharpshooter)
Lineage: Eukaryota; Metazoa; Arthropoda; Insecta; Hemiptera; Cicadellidae
Product: regulator of MON1-CCZ1 complex-like
Exons: 5
Coding region: 93-806 (237 amino acids)
Biological process (GO): regulation of autophagy
Cellular component (GO): late endosome membrane; Mon1-Ccz1 complex; lysosomal membrane
Source: RefSeq, a predicted model, not a curated record
AAAAAGGUUGUGCACACCGAAGAAGUUACCUCGUCAACUUUUCUGAUGUGAGAUCUAAUUCCAAACAGAUAAUUCUUCGUGUUCUAAGAGAAAUGACACAGAACACGGAUGAGAAGCUGGAGGAAUUAGCCACUGUGUUCGACAGAAUCAACACCGUAUACAGGAGUCACCUGGUGAAGAGUGUGGUCUGGCAGUUGGGCAGCCCGGUGGUGGCCCUACAGACUCCCAACGACAACCAGGAAGUCACCAGAGUCGUAGUGGACCAGUCCGACAUGUACACCGAUGUGCUUUCCAAGCUGGCGGACCACACGGACAAGAACAGUAUCCCGAGGAAACGAAAGUUUGCAAUCUGGGUUCUACUGGAGUACGUGCGUUCCCUGACUGAUCACCAGAUCCCUGCCCAACAUUACCUCCACGAACUAGUCAUCAACUCACUGGUCCUCCACAAGGCUUACUACCAACUGCAUCAGUUGCUGCAAUACUUUGUUGUUUCUGAUUCCAAACCUCUAGCAUGCUUGCUGCUGUCACUUGAGAAUCUGUACCCUGCAGCUCACCAGCUGGCCUUGGACAUGCUGCAGCGGCUCUCAACUGCCAACCAGGAGAUCACGGAAGUUCUGCUCUCCAAGUGUCAGAUACUGCCAGCUCUCAGAUACGCGAUGGAGUCAGGUACUGAAGACCAGUUGUCUAGCCGCAAGUUCCUCGAGUUGGCGCAAGCCGCAGAUGACAAGCAGCUUUUCUACUCAGUAGCCGCCUACUUCGAGACCAGGAACACCGGUGUCAACGGAUCUGUCACGCCGUUUAGAUGAGAUCAGCUCAUACUGUACAUAUAAACUAUACAUAUACAUAUACGGAAAUGUGAUCUAAGAUAUAAAUUUAUUCACUCAACUCAUUCUAAAUAUUAUUUUAUACUUGUACUACAUUACUCUGGCAGUUAUGUUAUUUUUUUAAAUUUUGCUCACUACCCUUGACUUAAUUUCCAAUACUAGUCUUCCAUUAUACCUAAUUAAUAGUUCGGUAAUGCAAUAUUCUUGUACCUCGUUAUUGUUCAAUUUAGUAAACGGCUUAGCAGACCUCAAUAAUUGUAAGACAACUAUAUUGUUUCAAACUGCAUUCACUUUGACAAAUUUCCUCUUGCAAGGUGCUUUCAACAUUGUUAUUUUAAUUUUAAGUUAACAAUAAUAUAUGGUAUGUGAUAAAACUACUAUACAUAAUUAUUACUGUAAUAAAUUAGCAUAAACCACUAUUAUAGUUCAUUAAAUUAAUGUGAUACCCUU